Molecule: messenger RNA, 3519 nt
Organism: Chanos chanos (milkfish)
Lineage: Eukaryota; Metazoa; Chordata; Actinopteri; Gonorynchiformes; Chanidae
Product: interferon-induced very large GTPase 1-like
Exons: 2
Coding region: 1-3519 (1172 amino acids)
Molecular function (GO): GTP binding
Source: RefSeq, a predicted model, not a curated record
AUGGAACUGUUUGAUAAACUGGGACUUGUGAAUCUUUACCCCCAAAAAGUCAAAAUGACAGAUCUUUUGGUUGUAAACAGCUUGUCGGUAACGUCUAAUGAAGCUUCAACAGAAAAGCUUUGGCUUCAGUUCACUCACAAACUCAUGAUGUUUGACACCAGUGUGAGAAAUUUGUGCUAUAAACCUCCUCAGAAGGAAUAUUCUAUAACUGAUGUCAGCACAGAUGCAGAUAAAUUCUUUGAUUUUGGGGAUGAUAAUAAUGAUGACACUGUCAUUGAUGACAGUAAACACAUUCACCCCAUGGACAUUUACAUGUCAGUUUUUCACUGUUCUGAUGAUUUAGCACGACAGUGCAUUUUUACCAAACUCUCCACAUGCCAGUUUGCCCUACCUCUACUUGUGCCAGAUCCAUGUACAAGGGAGAUAGAAAUUCCUGUGUGGCCUCUUCAACAGAUCAAAAAGACGCUGAAAUUUAAGCAGAAGUCGGAUACAGGAGGCAGUGAGACAUAUAUGAAUUGUUUCAUAUGCAGUAAAAAAGUACCAACUGUGUCCUUCAUAAGACUAGGAACAUCCUCAAAUUCAAAGUCUCAAAUCGUGAAUAACAUCAUCAGUCGGAAGAGACAUCCAGCAUUUUUCAGCCGACACUGCAGUGGCAGUACAAGUAAAAGACUUCUGCUGGAGGGGGUGGCAGAGAUUUCCUGGUACUGUCCAGGUGGGAGGGACGAUGAUAUUUUUGAAGACUGUAUUGCAUUCAUCAACCUACAUGGUGAUGGAAACGAACAUCCCAAACAGCUACAUUUCAUUCAAGACAUCAGCUCCGUUGUUGUUCUUCUACUCUCGGAAAACCUAAAGCCUGAGACAAAAAAGGCAGCAGAGAGUUUACUGAAGUCUUCUGUUCCUGUGAUUCCAUUGUUCUCUGGAGUGGAGAAAAAGUCUGUCAAGAAAGGGGAUUCAAGAAUUGCUGCAAAGAACAGAAAUGAGGCUGAACUCUCAGAGGAAAUUAUCAACAGAGUGAAACAGUGUCUCUCAGAACAGAGGAAAAUAUUUAGUUUGGAUGAUCUCAUAUGCAGAGCCACAUAUAAUGGGUUCACUGCAGGCCCUGACUGCGGUAGAGUGGGCAGAGAAAAGGCUGAGAAGCUUAUGGAGAUAGUAAUGGGCAAAGAUCAAAAAAACAAUGAGGAUUUAUUUAAAUUGAAAGGGAAAUUUUUGCCUUUGCAAGGUGAACUGUGGAAAAACUGGUGCACAAAAGAUAAACAGUUCUACCGCUUACAGGGCAAAGAACACAUGAGUAUUGAGCAACAAAAGGCUGAAAUAGAGGCAGAGAAAGAGAGUUUGCGGAAGGAACAACAGAAAAUAGCAUCUUCCUCAAAUCCUUUCAUGAAGUAUUUCUUAAAAUGUAUGGUUGAUGGAGAGGAAAGUGGAAAGUUGUAUUUCUUACAUUGCUUUGGAAAAAGACUUGAAGGAGCUUUCUCUGGUGUACUAGCUGAUCUACAACAACAAUACCACAAAGAGUGGUAUAAAAACAGGCAAAGAGUGAGAAAUAAGGAAGAAAUUAAUAAUAGUGAUGCUGAUGUCCUUGAUAAUAUAUCCAAGAAAAUAGAACAAGCCACAUUUGGGUUCCAACAUAUUAUUCGUGAAAUUGGUCAAUUAUAUGAAGUUUUGCAUACUAGCAAAAAAGCUGAGUCUGUUCAUGGCAUCGAUACCGAUCGCCUUCCUAAAAUAGGAGCUCAGUUGAUGUUGUCUGGAUUUCCCUUAGAGGUAAUGGAUGGAGAUGUCAGCCAUGUUCCUUUAGAGUGGGUCAAAGCUGUGCUCAACAAACUGACUGAAGAACUGGGAGACAAAAGAGUAUUAGUGCUCUCUGUACUUGGACUCCAGAGUUCAGGGAAGUCCACGUUACUGAACACCAUGUUUGGUCUUCAGUUUGCUGUUAGCUCAGGGAGAUGUACAAGAGGCGCAUUUAUGCAGUUAAUCCCAGUUGAAGAACAUCUGAGGUGUCAGUUGUCAUUUGAUUACAUUCUGGUGAUGGAUACAGAGGGACUACGAUCAAUAGAAGCCACAUCUGACCUUGUGCUUAAUCGUGAUAAUGAACUAGCCACCUUCAUUGUUGGAAUCAGUGACAUAACACUCAUCAACAUCAUGGGAGAAAACCUCUAUGAAAUUCAGAACAUUCUCCAGAUUUGUUUCCAGGCAUUUUUGCGCAUGAAGUCUGUAAAUAUUAAGCCAAGUUGCGUUUUUGUGCACCAAAAUGUUUCAGAGACAACUGCAAAGGACAACAACCAAGAGGGGAGGAGACAAUUUAUUGAAAGACUUGAUGAGAUUUCCAAAUUGGCAGCAGAGGAGGAGAAUCAGGAAGUUGGUGGCUUCAAUGACAUCAUACAGUUUGAUCCAGACAGUCAGAUGUUUUACUUUAAGAAUUUGUUUGAGGGAGACCCUCCAAUGGCUCCACCCAACCCCUCCUACAGUCAGAAUGUUCAGGAACUGAAGACCAAGCUGCUGAGUGUGGCAAAAUGGCAGACCAACUGCAAGUUGCUCACACUAUCUGAAUUUACACAAAGAUUUACUGAUUUAUGGACAGCGCUACUCCAGGAGAAUUUUAUUUUCAAUUUCCGCAAUUCAUUGGAUGUAAGUGUUUAUAACAAACUGGAACAUCACUAUAUGCAGUGGUCAUGGACAUUGAGAAAGCAUGCACUAGAAACACAAAACACCUUGUGCUACAGAAUCAGCAAUAAGGAGGUACAAACUGUAGACGCGAUAGAGAUCGAGAAGAGCUUUGGGACUAUCUUUCAAGAGGUCAGACAAGAGGUGGAGAAAUAUUUCAAGGAGGAGAGACAUACUGACAUCCUGAGUCAGUGGAGAGGAAGCACUGAUCAAAGACUGGAGAAUCUGAAGAGAGAGCUCAUUGAGGAAACACGUUUGAAAGGACAGGGACUUUUGAGUAACAUCGAGUUUAAGCAAGAACUAGAGAGAAAGAAGACUCAGUAUGAGGCAGAUCUAUCUCAGAGAAGUAAGAGUUUAGCUUCCACACUGAAGGACAGGAAAGCUAGCGAUGAACUGCAAAGGGAUGAGUUCAACAAGCUGUGGAAUGAAUGGGAAAAUGAAGUGUCCAAAGAAAAACCCAAAGAUGAAGAAGUUAACAUUCAGGCAAUGAUCGAUAAUACCCUUCUGGCUCACUUCCAAAAAUAUGGAGAGACUUUGUUCGCGAAUAGACAUAUCAUAAAAUUUGAUGUAGCCAAAUAUGUUAAAGCAUCAUGUAGAGCAGAAAUUGCCAAAGCAGAUGUUAACAAGGAUGAGAAACAGGCUGUGGAGUCAGAAAGAAAUACAUUCAUACCAAGGGUCAGCGAAUUUAUUACCAAAAAGGUCAAAGCAAUUCGUCCCAAGAAUAAGGAAGACGCAUUGGAGGAGGAAGCUGAUGGCCUCAGCACCAUAUUAGUGGAAUUCGACGGAUUUUCUAAGGCUUCUUGUUGUAUCCUUCUCAUCACUCUUCCCACUGUCCUACAGGUUGCUGAGGUGUGGUUCUAG